Messenger RNA from Cyanidioschyzon merolae strain 10D, 2055 nucleotides. RefSeq lists its product as hypothetical. NCBI's taxonomy places the organism in Eukaryota, Rhodophyta, Bangiophyceae, Cyanidiales, Cyanidiaceae. The transcript has a single exon. Bases 1 to 2055 code for a protein of 684 amino acids. The record is from RefSeq and is a predicted model, not a curated record.
AUGCUCGCUUUUUCAACACCCAUCGUCUCUGGGCUCGUUCGUUCACGCAGUCUAGCCCCAGAUCCAGAGCACGGGACCUGGUCUUUCAAAUCAUGCAGUAUGUGCUGCAUACAUCUCGCACGCUUUUCAACCUCGAAUAAUAAUUCCUGGACAUGCCUCGUAAAUACUGUCAGUAAGCCAGAGUUUUGCGCUGCGCGAGAACUUGUCAGAAUCGAACCAGAGGUAUCCCCCGAAACGAUAAGGAUGAGCAACACGCGCGUUCGCUCUGCGUCGAGCACGCGAAGAAAAAGCACAAUCUCACUGGAUAUCGUUUCUGGUAUGAGCACGUUCCCCGAGAGCCGCUCCUUGACACCGCUCGGUAAGGGUUCAGGUUUGGGUAACGAUUCCUCUGAGAUUCUCAAGCUCUCCAGGGCUCUCCAGGAAUGUUCACAACAGCGUAGACUGCGGCAAAAGCGGUGGGCAUGUCGUUGGCAUCGCCCGGUACCAUCGGGGUCGCCUUUUUUGCGCGGCGAGUCGCCACGCGCGAGGCGUUUCUUGCAGCAGUGCUUCCUGGUAGCCGAAGAGGAAUGUUGGAAACGAACAGAAAGCGAUACUGGCGUCAGUGCUGAAGGACAAACUAUGGACCAGGUGACUCCGAACGCGACACCCGAGCUGUCGCAACUUAUCGACUGCUUCUUCGCGGAGCCCGUUCUCCUUGAGCUUAUAUUCACUCGACAAACUGGAGCAGAAAAGGAACUCGAAGAGGCAUUACCCAGGGCCUGGGCCCUAGCGACCCUCAAGGCUUGUAGCUUUUGCAACCGGCACCCUAGUCGGGACCGUGCGCGGGAGGCGGUAGCCGAGUCCUGGAGAGCGCUCAGCAACGCGGCCGUCUAUGAGCAAGGUGUACUUCAGACAGAAGCAUACUUCCUGUGGCGGUUAUUCAACGGCGGAUGGUGCCAAAACGGAGGCCUACAGCUGGUGCUUCGCUUCUAUCUUCAAUGUCGAUCGCUUUUGCGCGAGCUUCGUGCAUUGGAGGAUCCCGCCGAAGAACUUGCCAUACGGGACGCAAAUCCGCCCACACUGGAACAUCUAUUGGAUCGAGCAAGGGCUCUUGUUCGGAGCGCUUUCGAUACACGUUUGCUACUGCAAGAGAGGUAUCACUCCUUUGCCUGGGAUGCGGAGUUGGACGGGGCGGCAUCUCACGAAGCCAUCAAACAACUGGGCCAGCACGCCAUCGCCCGCUUAGAAUGCAACCAAGUUUUUUUGCGGAAUCUGCCGCUGGUCCUGUUGAACUGGCUCUGUAAGGUCGACGCAUCCGGAAAUACGAGCAGCGCUUCCGGGCGACUGGUAGCGCCAUGGUGGCGAUCCAUGGUGGAUCUCAGCUACGUAACGCAUUGUGCCAUGGAUGCAUUGAUUGAGAGAGAGCUCGCGGAUAUCGCACGGGAAAUCGUGGAGGAGCAACAAUACGCUUCACAGGACUGGCGUGGACCUGUUGAAAAUCUCCCAGCAGACCCUGUGGAUCUUCUUCUAAGUGACCCCCAGGUAUACCUGGAAGCACACCGAGAACGGCUUGAAGGUUCUCGAAACGCGUCAUCGGCUUUGGACCUCGAAUCAACGAAUAGUACCGCCUUUGCGCGGCAUAGGAGCGGUGAACGUGAUGAUUUCGAGUACCUUAUGGAUGAAAGCGUGCGAAGGACGUCGUCGUCCACACCGUUUACCUCCGAUGAUUCGCAGUCAAAGACGUCUGCGAGAGGAAUUCCAUUGCCUCAGAACAGACGCCUCUUCACGCACCUGCCCACAGAUACAGAGACGACUGCCACGUCACCCAGGACAGAGGGAUAUCCAUCGACACCCGCGGUUGAACGGGAACCGCCAUCUGCCUUGAAUCCGUCCCCAGUGGAAGCGUCUUGGCAGGGAUCUGAAGUUGGCGCCCAGCUUUCGGACAGCCUUUGUCGAAUUCUCUAUGUGGACGGACAAUAUUACGUUUGUGGCGGCGGCAUUCCGUGUACCAUGCUUUCACAUCGUGCUCAACAAGCGCCCCAUAUGGCCGCGGGACGGCGAAUCGAGCAUGGCUAA